AUCAACUCAGCUGAGCUCCGCAGGCGGUGCAUUGUGGGUAUUGCGUCCCUGUGUGCACGUUUCUUAUCCAGCAUGGCAGGGAAAAACAAGAGGAAGUUGGAGGAUCUCAGUGUGGAUGAGUUCAUGUUAUCUGGGUUUGAUUCUGAUGAGGAAGAUGAUUGUGAGGAUGAGGAAUCAGCACAACAGAAAGGAAAAAAUAAGAAUCCUGCACCUCAGAAGACGUCUGUCAAAAAGAAGGGCAAGGCAUCGGAGCACAAGGACCAGCUAUCAGCGCUCAAGAGCAAAGACCCAGAAUUCUAUAAGUUUUUAGAACAAAAUGACCAGAAGCUCCUGAAUUUUGAUGACUCUGACUCUGACCUUGAAGAUGAGGAUGAGGAUGGGGAUGAAGAGGAAAGGAUGUACCACAAACUCCCUUCUCAACUGGAGGAAGCUGAUGAUGAUGAGGAGGAAUCAGAAAAGGAUGCAAAACAGGAAAAAUCAUCUAAGCACACUACCAGAGUCACAGAAGAAAUGAUUGAGAACUGGAGAAAUGGACUCAGGAAAGAGCCGACGCCAAAUUUGAUUAGGGACAUCACACAAGCCUUCAAGGCUGCUGUGGCUACAACGAAGGGCGAAUCUGAUGAGCUGUGUCGAUAUACCAUCUCAGACAGCACGGUGUUCAAUUCCCUCGUCCUGUUCUGCAUAAAGGACAUGCAUGUAGCUCUGAACAAAAUGCUGAAGCUCAAAGCUCCAGAUAAAGACCAGAAGAAAUUAAUACUCCCAUCCUCAAGUCCCAGGUGGCAGAAAAAUCAGAUUGAUAUUAAGAUGUAUGUCGCUGGUAUUGUUAAGCUCCUCUCCAGUUUAUCACAGGCCACGGUCAUAUCUGCAGUUCUCCGUCAUGCCAACCAGAUGGUGCCGUACUACCUGUGUCUGCCGAAACAGUGCAGGCUCUUUCUCAAAAGCCUGAUCAAACAUUGGAGCACAGGAGAGGAGACUGUGAGGGUCCUGGCCUUUCUAGCUCUAAACAAAAUCUGCCGGCACAAACAGGAAGUCCACCUAAACUCUGUUCUCAAGCAAAUGUACAUCGCCUACGUACAGAACUGCAAGUUCACGUCACCCACCACUCUUCCAAUGAUUAAUUUCAUGCAGCGGACUCUCUCCGAGAUGUACUCACUGGACACCCAGGUGUCCUACCAGCACGCCUUUAUUUACAUCCGUCAGCUAGCCAUCCACCUCAGGAACGGCAUGAAUUUGAAGAAGAAGGAGACUUUUCAAUCUGUGUAUAACUGGCAGUAUGUGCACUGUCUGUAUCUGUGGUGUCGUGUGUUGAGCACCAUAUACCCCAGUGAGGUUUUGGAGCCAUUGAUCUACCCACUGUGUCAAGUCAUCUCCGGCUGCAUCAAGCUUGUGCCCAUCUCCCGGUAUUACCCUCUGCGACUGCAUUGCGUCAGAGCGAUGAUCCUACUUUCUGGCAACACCAAGACAUUUGUGCCCGUCCUGCCCUAUCUGCUAGAGAUCCUUCAGCAGGAAGACUUCAAUAAGAAACCAGGCCGCAUGAGUGUAAAGCCCAUCAAUUUUGCAGUGAUCCUCAAACUCAGCAAGACCAAUCUCCAAGAGAAGGCUUAUAAGGAUGGUUUAGUGGAGCAGUUGUAUGACCUCAUUUUGGAGUACUUCCACACUCAGGCCUGCACCAUUGGCUUUCCUGAGCUGGCUCUGCCCACCAUCGUUCAGCUGAAAGCGUUCUUGAAGGAAUGCAAAGUGGCCAAUUACUGCAAGCAGAUGCGGCAGCUGUUGGAGAAGAUACAGGAGAACUGCAGCUACAUCACAGCACGAAGGCAGAAAGCUGCGUUUGGCGUGGCUGAUGUCGCAGCUGUGGCGGCCUGGGAGAAGGAAGUAGCAGAGGAAGGCACCCCUAUCACUAAAUAUUACAGCCAGUGGAAGAAACUUCGCGAAAAGGAGAUUCAGUUGGAGAUCUCUGGGAAAGAAAGGAUGGAGGAUUUGAAUCUCCCUGAAAUCAAGCGCAAGAAGGCUGAAGACAAAAAAGAAGACAAAAAGGAGUUCAAGGGACUUUUUGAUUCAGAUAGUGACGAUAAUGAUGACGACCUGUUCCAAUCCAAAGGUGAACAGGGUGACUCUGAUGAGGUUGAUGAAGGCCUCGAGGACCUCUCAGACCUGAGCGAUGAAGAGGCUGUAGAUGACUCGGAGGAGGAUGAUUCUGAUGGUGACCAGAAAAAGCCCUCGUCUUCUAAAGGCAAAGCACCAAAGAAGAUGUUGAGCACAGAGCUGAAGGAGGUCGCUGAGGGAGAUGAAGAUAUGGUUGAGGACCUAGAGCUCUCUGAUCAGGAGGACUAAAAAUACAGUGGUUACAUCAGAGGGACAUUUCUAUUUCACAUCCAAACAUGAUUGAUACUGUUAUUAAAUGAAUAGCUCGCCAAGACAUGAAACAUUUAGGGAUGAACUGUUCCUUUAAAAGCCAUGUACAUUUGCACCAUUGUAUUUUAUAAAGUGUGAAACAAAACAAAUGGACUCUACUUUUUCAUCUAAUGCUUCAUAAUGUUGUCAAAUUAAAGAUGACCUGAACUUUGUUAUAAAACCA
Megalobrama amblycephala (Wuchang bream) is the source of this 2575-nucleotide messenger RNA. RefSeq names its product NOC2-like nucleolar associated transcriptional repressor (gene noc2l). The coding region runs from base 73 to 2331 and encodes 752 amino acids. Gene Ontology annotation, cellular component: nucleolus; nucleoplasm; Noc2p-Noc3p complex. Lineage: Eukaryota; Metazoa; Chordata; Actinopteri; Cypriniformes; Xenocyprididae. The transcript has 19 exons. The record is from RefSeq and is a predicted model, not a curated record. Gene Ontology annotation, molecular function: transcription corepressor activity; histone binding. Gene Ontology annotation, biological process: negative regulation of transcription by RNA polymerase II; ribosomal large subunit biogenesis.